Messenger RNA from Penicillium canescens, 3288 nucleotides. RefSeq names its product putative TBC domain protein. The record is from RefSeq and is a predicted model, not a curated record. Lineage: Eukaryota; Fungi; Ascomycota; Eurotiomycetes; Eurotiales; Aspergillaceae. The transcript has 2 exons. The coding region runs from base 178 to 2715 and encodes 845 amino acids.
CUCAAUUUUAAUCUCAACCUUGACGAAAUCCUGAUGCUUGAGAUUCUACCAUUGUCACUCCUUUCUUUGUUAGAGUUGUCUGUUUAAACCUCUCCUUUCAACAGUUCGAUCUUCGCUCUUUGCGUGCACUCCUUCUGCCCUUUUGCGAUCCAGUCCAUUCGCAAGUCAUGCCAGAUAAUGGUCAAUGAGGUUUCUACAUCGUUCCCCGACCGGUCGGAACCCCGUUCGUCGAUUCGCGCCGUGCCCUUUGAAAAUACCAUUCCUGUUGGCGCCCCUCUUGCAAUUCGGUCGGUCUCGUUACCCACGUCAGAUGCGCCACUAGCUCCCAAUGGCCGAUCGUUCAGCACGAGCGCUACCUCGACUCGUCCUGGUGACAAUUCGCCCUCUGCAUACGCGUCACUGCACGAUAUCAAGCAAGACUCGCGCCUUGCACCGUCAACGCCAACCGGAGAUGGAAGCCGAACGAUACGAUCGGAAGGGCCCCCCUCGUUGCGCAGUGUGCCCAGCAUUGUUGUAGAUGAACCAGGCCUCCGUCCCAGCUCGCGGCCAGGUUCACGGCCGGGCUCGCGUCCAGGCUCUCGGUGGUCAGAGCGCAAAUGGGGUGGUUUGAGGAAACGUUCGGCGGAGAUGGACAGAAAGUUUUGCUCGGAAUCGCCUCCGCCAGUACCUCAAAUCGAACGCCCUUUUUCAGGUAUUCCCCUCGAGAUACCGACGGCAUCUUUGGAGGGGCUGGAUAAGCCGAUGAAGUUUUCUACUCGUGGAAGCUUGAUCAAGAGCAAUGCAAAUCGCCCCCACCCAAAACCUUCCAGGGAGAAGCUGGAGGCACACCCUGAACAAGUGCUGGAAUCCACCACACCUCAGAAGGUAAACGAACAACUUGAGCCACGGCCUGAGCAGCAGCCAGAACAGUCCCCGGAACCCCCAACUCCUGAGUUGACGCCUUCCCCUUCCAUUACCACCUGCCGAACCGAAGGUGAGAAUGGAACACCGAAGGCGGUCCCGCGACGCGCUCAACCUCAAGGCACUCUUCGCCCGAGACAGCUGAGUCUUCCAAGCAGAGUCAUUUCGGCAGACGAAGACAUGCUGUCACGGCGAGUUCGGCUCAUGUAUGAAAAGGGCGAGGAUAACGUCACUGACUCUGAAGUUGCGAAAGCAAUGGCUUCCGAGAAUGGUAUUUUGUGGGAGGAGGGUGCGGCUACAGACUCCGAAGCCCCUGGCGCUCAACGAACUGAAACUGAAACAAAACCACGGGCAUCGGCUGAAGUCGAGCGCAAGCGUAUUAAGAGAGAGACCCAGGAGCUAGCAGGAGGUGCCGAGUAUUGGCAGAAUGUCAAUGCCGGGGAAGUCGAUCGUUAUGGCUUUAUUCGCCCUCCGACAACCGCCAACGGCUCUGAGAUCAACCCGCUACAGCGAGUCACUACAAGUCUUCUUCUAGCUUCCGAGACACCGCGUCGGAAACGUUCUAUUCGUCCACCAACUGCUUCGGCUAGCAAUCGUUCCUUCAACGGUCGUUCUCCAACACGCCAGAGCUCCAUGGCCAACCGGCCGUCAUCGUCGCAAAGUAACUUUAGUGCGCCGUUGCGCCGCUCAACAUCUCGUUUGCGUACCGCGACCAAUCGUCUGCCUCACAAUCGAGACCGCAAGACCAAAGAUGAAGCAGCUGACAUGCUCACUCUACCCACCGAAUCCGCUGCUGAUGAGAAAGAUGACACUUCGGUUUCUCGUGCCAUGCGCAAAAAGGAGUGGCAGCGCGAGGACAAGUGGACCAAGAUGGCCAAGCCAACACGGAAGAACAAAGACGGCGGUGGCAUGACCUUUGAGUUUGAUACGCAGAGUUCGAAGUUGAUCGAGCGGACAUGGAAAGGCAUACCAGACAGGUGGCGGGCUACAGCUUGGUACUCAUUUCUUGAGGCCAGUGCUAGACGUCACGAAAAUAGUCCCUCUGAAAAAGAGCUCAUAGAGGCUUUCCAUGAGUUCCAGUACGUAUCGUCGCCUGAUGAUGUUCAGAUUGACAUUGAUGUACCGAGAACUAUCUCCAGUCACAUAAUGUUCCGGAGACGGUACAGAGGUGGCCAGAGGCUACUGUUCCGUGUGCUUCAUGCCAUGUCACUAUAUUUCCCUGAUACGGGCUAUGUACAAGGCAUGGCAGCUCUCGCAGCUACAUUACUUGCAUAUUACGAUGAGGAACAUGCGUUCAUAAUGCUUGCCAGGUUAUGGCAGCUGCGGGGUCUGGAAGAGCUAUACAAGUCUGGCUUUGCUGGUUUGAUGGAGGCUUUGGCCGACUUUGAACGAGAGUGGCUAGCUGGUGGUGAAGUGGCCACCAAACUCAACGAAGUCGGAAUUCCACCCACGGCCUAUGGCACCCGUUGGUACCUCACCUUGUUCAACUACUCGAUCCCUUUCCCGGCCCAACUCCGGGUGUGGGAUGUUUUCAUGCUUCUUGGAGAUGCGGAAGACACCACUGGCCGGCCAGGAGGUUCAGGGAAGAAUGGCGACUCUUCUACUGAAAACCCAAGAACAUUUGGCCAAGGCCUUGACGUUUUGCACGCUUCAUCUGCCGCUCUUAUUGAUGGCAUGCGUGAAAUCAUUCUCGAAUCCGACUUUGAAAACAUCAUGAAAGUUUUGACUAGUUGGGUGCCCAUCAAAGAUGUCGAAAUGUUCAUGCGUGUGGCCAAGGCGGAAUGGAAGGUUCAUCGCCGCCGGAAGACCUCUUAAUUUCCUUGGUCAAGGGUUUGGUGUCUGUUUUUCCACCUUUGACUAAUUACUAGCCUUUUCCUAAUUCUGGCCCAAUGGGUGUCUAUACCCUAAUGAUUGCAAUUCGCACCCUAUGGUCAGCCUCUAAUGUCUUCAACCUAUUAUACCCUUUCUCCCCAAUUGCGAAGAGUGCAUAUUAUCUAUACUCUUCCUACUUGGAAAUUCUUGUUCUUCCCACCAUUCCACAUUCCUACCCUAAUACCCUCUUUACACCGUGGGUACUAAUACUUCAUGACUGUCGUUUCCCUGUCCGGUUUUCCUAGACGAUACCUAUCUUCAUUCCCCGUCUCACUUUCUUUUGGCCUUUUUCCUUAUUUUGUUCCUGUCCUCUAAGUCUUUUGUACAUUUAUUUGGCGAUUAGCUUCGGGGAUCUUCACUCGUCUAUUGGUCCAGUUUGGACAUCACGACUAUCCUGAACAACAUAUAAGCCUACUGUGAACCACAGUCGUGCCGUUGACGUGCUGAUGUGUACCGAUCCCCAUAUACCCGGAAGCAAGAACACAAAUUUAUCUGAUACCCAAAUCAAUAAUCUCG